Saccostrea cuccullata (small rock oyster) is the source of this 1950-nucleotide messenger RNA. RefSeq names its product E3 ubiquitin-protein ligase TRIM71-like. The transcript has 2 exons. Gene Ontology annotation, molecular function: zinc ion binding; protein binding; ubiquitin protein ligase activity. Lineage: Eukaryota; Metazoa; Mollusca; Bivalvia; Ostreida; Ostreidae. Bases 39 to 1736 code for a protein of 565 amino acids. Gene Ontology annotation, biological process: protein polyubiquitination; proteasome-mediated ubiquitin-dependent protein catabolic process. The record is from RefSeq and is a predicted model, not a curated record.
GCCAUUACUGUCGUAGGAGUCAGAGUCAGAAGUAAACCAUGGACCCCCGUACCAGUGCCCAGGACGUGAUGCGAUGUGACCUGUGUGAGACCGCUGUGGUACAGAUGCACUGUGAUACAUGUCUUGUCAACCUGUGUAAGGCCUGUGUGGGAGAACACAUGAUAUCUGAUCAAACCAUAAAACACGUAGUUGUCACAUUUCAGUCUAGGAAAUCUACUCCUCUCUACCCUGAAUGUACAACUCAUCUCAAAGAGCGAUGUAAAAUGUACUGUGAUAAAUGUGACAUUCCUGUCUGUACAAAGUGUCUAGCAUCUGAUCAACACCUGGGUCACAAGUUAUCAGAAAUCUUAAAAGUUGUGGACAAUAAAAAAGACAAAAUCAUCAAGGAUCUAACCGAAUUAAAUGAAACAAUUUACCCAACCUACCAGGACAUUGCCUCUGAUGUACAAAACACAAUGAGUCAAUUAGAAAAGAAAUAUGAAGAUCUCUCAACAGCCAUAACAAAACAUGGAGAGGACUGGCACAGAGAAAUUGACAAACUUGUCAAGAAACUUAAAGCUGAAGUUGAUGAGAUGAAAAACACACAGUUACAAACUCUACAGAAACAUCUGGAUGAAAUAAACAAGACAAUGUCUGACAUCAAGGAUGAAAUCAAUUCAGUGGAAACUGUCAUAGAUAGCAAUGACUUGUCAAAACUGUUUAAAGUCACUUCAAAUGUAAAUAUAUACAGAAGCCUUCCACAAAAACCAGUACCAACUUUAUCAAAAUUCAUUCCAGAAAAAAUUCAAGAAGAAAAACUCGGUAAAAUGUUUGGAACUUUAUCAUCAAGUUCUUUAACUUCAGAUAAACAUGGCUACAGCAUGAAGACAACACAGAAAUCACCAGAAGCUGGAUCCUCUCCUCCAGUCAAACAGCUGCUUGAUGAACCAGAGACUGUCACAACCAUAAACACUGGAUAUACAGGUAUAUUUAAUGGACUCUACAAUGUUGCCUGUCUGAGUGAUGAAGAAAUCUGGACAAGUGGAGAUAACAAAACCAUGAAACUCUACAGCAUUAAUCAGGGAUCACUACUCAAGUCAAUCACAAUCAAGUCAUUGAGAUCUAGAGGAAUAGGAGACAUAGCAGUGACAAAAAGUGGAGAUCUAGUUUAUAGUGAUUACAAUGAUAGAACUGUGAACAUUGUGAAGAAUGAGAUGAUAGAGGAGGUGAUCAGACUACAGAACUGGAUACCUCACGGUGUCUGUAGUACCUCCUCUGGUGACCUCCUGGUUAUUAUGGACAGUGAUGAUCGGAAACAAACAAAAGUUGUCCAUUACUCUGGCUUCACAGAGAAACAAACCAUUCAGUUUGAUGAUAAAGGUAAACCUCUCUAUUCAUCUAGUGGAUAUAUUACUGUGAACAGGAACCUGGAUAUCUGUGUGUCUGACUGGGAAGCUAAAGCAGUAGUGGUGGUCAAUCAGGCCGGGAAACUGAGAUUCAAGUACACUGGACAUACUCCUGCUCCAAAGAACAAACCAUUCAGUCCACGAGGAAUCACCACAGACAGUCAGAGUCACAUCCUUACAGCUGAUUAUUACAAUGACUGUGUCCACAUCAUAGACCAGGAUGGACAGUUCCUCCGUUACAUAGACUGUGGACUGAGUUAUCCCUGGGGACUGUGUACAGAUACAAAUGACAAUCUGUUUGUUGCUCAGUGGAAGAACAGACAAGUGAAGAAAAUCAAAUACAUGUGUUGAUUUUAGGGCUGUGUAUUGCUCAAAUAAAACCUAUAUGACACAAUACAAUACAACUUAAAACCACUAUGCAGUAUAUCAAUUCUUUUUAAUUAGUUGUAUUUGAAAACUUCCUAUAAAAUAAUUUAAAAAAAAUGAUCAGAAUCUUAUCAACAGAAAGUAUUUGUAGUUAACAUGGUUAAGUUGUUAUAUGAUAGGAUUGAUGCAUGAAGUAACA